Molecule: messenger RNA, 824 nt
Organism: Phycomyces blakesleeanus NRRL 1555(-)
Lineage: Eukaryota; Fungi; Mucoromycota; Mucoromycetes; Mucorales; Phycomycetaceae
Exons: 3
Coding region: 44-604 (186 amino acids)
Cellular component (GO): mitochondrion; mitochondrial large ribosomal subunit
Source: RefSeq, a predicted model, not a curated record
CUUGAUCUUCCAAUUUCUGUGGCUUCUGUCCCUCUAUUUCAUAAUGCUCUUUUCUCCUAUUGUUCGAUCGACCCUUCAAGCACGGGCUGCAUUCCACACCUCUGCAUUCGCAGGUGCUGAGCGUGCUGGUGUGUUUGGCCGAUUCAAUCCCUGGGCCAAGAAACCCGAACCUGAAGUUGUCACCCCUACUUCUGUUGAGACCAACGAAAAUCUUGUAUUAGACGUUAAAUACGACGAUGGCGAAGAAGAAAUUGUUUCGUGGAAAUCGACUAAUAUUAUCAGAGAUUCCGAGGAAAUUAAGUCGGUUGUGCGUGAUAUCGUCUUGGAAAAUAUCUCUGGUACACAUGAAGUGAAUUGGGAGAGUGCAGCUCUUGAGGAUGUAGAGACAAAGUUCAAGAUUGUCAAGGAAUCAAUCAAAAAGACCGGCAAGGAAGUACCCAACAUGGAGUUGAACCAGAUCAAGACAGUGGGUGAUUUGCUCGAUUAUUACAAGCGAUCGGAAGAGGAAGUUAUAGCAGCAUCUUCUAUCGAGAAGUUCUUCGAGGAUAAUCAGACCGAGUUGCCUAUGAACAUGACCUUUGAAACAAGAAAGAAGAACUUUUAGGAUUUUUCUUGUUCUUUUGCCAGUGUUCAAUGAUAGAGUAGAAAGAGAAAGAGAAUUACAAGAGUACGCAUACAACCCCCCUCACCCUCACCCACAUAAUCCAUAUAAUUAACCCACAACGAAAAGAUAAGGAUACAUACGCGUCGUUCAAUGGAUAUAAAAGAGAGAGAAAACCCCUCCCACUUCACUUGGAUAUACAUAAAAAAGAAGUUUUUACACC